Molecule: messenger RNA, 3896 nt
Organism: Archocentrus centrarchus (flier cichlid)
Lineage: Eukaryota; Metazoa; Chordata; Actinopteri; Cichliformes; Cichlidae
Gene: rab6ba
Product: RAB6B, member RAS oncogene family a
Exons: 8
Coding region: 120-746 (208 amino acids)
Molecular function (GO): GTPase activity; GTP binding
Source: RefSeq, a predicted model, not a curated record
AGAGAGGGAGAGAGCGUCUGAGCAGCGCCGCCUUUUCCAUCCAACAUCUCAGAACUCGAGUGGGAGCGCACUCAGCUACACCCAGUCCGUACUCCCCCCUCUUCUUCCUCCUCUUCAAAAUGUCCGGGGGCAGCGACUUUGGGAGUCCUUUAAGAAAAUUCAAACUGGUCUUUCUCGGGGAGCAGAGUGUUGGAAAGACGUCUUUGAUCACACGGUUCAUGUAUGACAGCUUUGACAACACGUAUCAGGCCACAAUUGGAAUCGACUUCCUGUCGAAAACCAUGUACUUGGAAGAUCGGACGGUGAGGUUGCAGCUGUGGGACACAGCAGGGCAGGAGCGCUUCAGGAGCCUCAUCCCCAGCUAUAUACGGGACUCCACUGUGGCUGUGGUGGUCUACGACAUUACGAACGUCAAUUCUUUCCAGCAGACAUCAAAAUGGAUCGAUGACGUGAGAACGGAGAGAGGCAGCGAUGUCAUCAUCAUGCUGGUCGGCAAUAAAACAGACUUAGCGGACAAGAGGCAAAUCACAAUUGAGGAAGGCGAGCAGAGGGCCAAAGAGCUGAGCGUCAUGUUCAUCGAGACCAGCGCCAAGACAGGUUACAACGUCAAACAGCUGUUUCGCCGUGUAGCUGCUGCCCUUCCAGGGAUGGAAAGCAUGCAAGAAACAAGCAAAGAAGGGAUGAUUGACAUCAAGUUGGACAAACCGCAGGAGCCCCAGACCACUGAAGGCGGCUGUUCCUGUUAAUGCUCUGCACCCAUUCUGAGGGGAAAACCAUCAUUUACACCACAUGCUUGUUUUGUUGCUUCCUAUUGGUUAACCCGCAGUUGACUUUGCACGUUGAGAAUCUGGCCUCCUCACCUGACUGUUGGUUGGAACGAGCAGUGUGUGGAUUUGGUUUGAAAGUAGCCUGGUUUUGUUACAAAACUGCCAAGUUUAAAAAAAAAAUCCUGCAACUUGCUAAAAAAUCAAAAGAUGUUUGUGGAGGAGGAAAGAUCACCAAGUUGCUUUAUGUGUACACGUUUUAAGGAGUUUCCCUAGUUUCUUUUCUAUUUUUGUAUUCAGGGAAAUCUCUCUGGAAAAGGAGGCAUUCCAUAAAAAAUCAGUCAGUGCCUCCCGCCCGACCCCCUCCGGAGCAGCUGAAUAACGUUAGUGUUUGAAAUGAAGCCAUGCAGAAUUUUACCUGCAUACUAUGAAUGUUUACAGAGCCUUGAAGUGCAUACAGGUGAUUGAAAUGUGGUGCUUUUUAUUUCACUUUAUUUUUUUCUAUAAUCUCUGAUCCCUUAUAACUCCAUAAGUACUGGAGAGAUGCACAUGAAAUUUUCAAAUAAAUUCGACUCCCACUCUGAGUCUCACAAUCUACAGAAACUGAGCAUCAGCGUGCCGUCAUCACUGCAGCAGGUUCGUGUGUGACGUAGAGGAGCAGAAACAAACAUCCUGGAUGUUCGAGCUCUUUCUGAUCAUUCAUAAAGUGCAUUUUGGUCCAAACUCUCAAGGCUCAGCUCACCCUGUGAGAUAUGUGGCUGCUCCAAACGAGUUACAGAACCUGACAGGGCUCCUUUUUGGAUACCAGGCUCAUCUUCUAGCUGUAAUGAAGCAACAUUGGUGUAUAAAGGCCGAACACAUCACACUGAUCUAACAACUUUACGUCCUGACGACGUUUCUCAAAAUCCUUGAAGGGCCUGGAUCUCAGAGCUCUUCUCUUGUUCAGCUCACUAAUGUUACUCACCUUACUAACCUGUAGGGGGCAGCAUCCAGCUGCUGUGCAUAGCUCCUGUACUUAUGAAGUUAUGGGGGAUCAGAAGUGAUGGGUAAAAAAAUGGCACAUGUAUUCUUAGAGCCUGUAACUCUGAAAACAUUCAUAAUAUGAAGAAAGAACUUUGCGUGUCUUCAGUAAAUAUGCUGAAGUUAUUACAGAUAAAGAGUCAGCUGAUUCUGAGGGGGUCAGGUGGGAACUUUCUAAGAUUUCGUUGAUUUGUGUUUUUAAUAAUGCAGCGAGCUCUGUGUGCGAGCUGGAGCAGAGCAGGUGGUUUGGGACGUUUUCUCUGCUGUUCUGUAUCCGAACAGAGCGUUUCUGCCCAGAGCUCAGGUGGGAUCCAAAACUUGCCGUUUGAGUCGUUACAGGACAAACCGAACUGCUCAAGUAUCAAAUGCAUGCCUAGUUUUUAAGCAUAGGUACCGUUUACCCGUGUACACACGUUUGAAUAUGUAAGUGGUAACGUUACACCCGUGACUCGAUGCACUCGGAGGACGACUAGUCCAAGUCUUUUUUGUUUGUUUAUGAACUGGAUUUGUAUACCUGACUACAGGACGUGUUUUUGUCGUGCGUGUGUGUGCGUGUGUGUGCUAAUGUGUGCUUUCUGUAUAGGCGACGUUAGAAUGCAGUUACAUAGAGGGCCACUGCCAAGUCGCGUCAUCCUCGCCACAUGACGGCACCUUUUAGGGCACCAUCGUCACCUGUCAGCUGCUGUCCCAUCGCGCGGUAUCUCGGUGUUUGUGAUUAUGACGCACGUACAGCGUCCUGUGAGUGGGCAGCGGAGAGCCGAAGCCCUCGCCGUGGAUCGCGGAGGGUUCCCUCAUCGCUGACUGGUUCUGUGUUCAAACCGACCUUUAACAUUGUAAAUCAGCUUCAUUCCUGACAGCAGACUAAUUUGCACAUGUAGACCUUUCAGGUUAAUAUGAAGUUAUGAGAAGCUUCAUUAUAAAUGUACAGUCACUUAAUUCAAAGACAUUUCUGAUUGUCAUAGAAACUGUCACAUAACGUGUUCCCACUGAGAUGAUGCUUUUUUGUGUUUGCUGUUUGUGGUAUGAGGAUCCGUGUGUGCCACACUGAUGUUCACACAGCUGCAGACUAAUGCAGCUGUUUCCAUCUGACCUCUGCUGUCCUAAUGAGGCACUAAAGAGUCCAGACUGCAGUGAGUUUGUCCAUCUAACACGGCUGAACGGCGACAUGAACGCCAUCAGAACCGGUCCCGGUUUUCACCGGGACCGGUUUUCACCGGGAAAACGGGCAGACGCUGCUUCCACUUCAGAGAUCCAGUCAGGCUGUCUCUAAAGAGGAUAAGAUGACCAACCUUCUCCUGUCAGAGUCCAGCCAGGACACCCAGCCGAUGGCGGGGGUACAUCACAAAUUUUGAUUGGGAGCAGAUGGGAGGCGCUGUCACGUGACCUGUGUGCACGUCACCUUGGCACUAACGGAUCCUCGUACCGGCGCUUAAACGGACUGCCGCUGUUUGCGGGCAGGAUCACGGCCCGGUUGUGAACACUACUUUGAUCUGUCUUUGAAGUGAAAUCUUUCCUGCACUUUUUAAGAACAUGUUUUAGGUAUAGAGUGACCACGUUGAUGUUUUAGAAACAUGGUUAAAAUAAUAAUUACUGUGUCUUAGAGUAGAGUCAGACAUUUAGGGAUUGUUCACAUUUCCAAAAAAAAAAAACAAAAAAAAACAAAGCUAGUGAACCUUUCUAACCCACAUAAUGAGCCAAAUAAUAAGAAUACUGAGAGACAGCGUUGGUGAAAGAUGAUGAGAAAUGGACUGAAACACCUUUUUUUUGCAGGUUUGCAUUUUAAGUUUGAAUCCCUCCAAAUGAAAGUCGUUGUGUUGCCUCCUCAAACAGGAAUGUUCUCAUUCGGCCUCGUAAGGAGGGAGCUUUGAUUGGUACACACUCACACACUUGUAUUUAUUCCCCUUCAAUAUCACAGUGCACCUUUGUUUCCUGUUAACAUUUCCCUUUGAACUGGACCCAGUGGUCUUGCUGGGGGAGGCGGUCUGUGUUUGACGUUGAGGGGGGGUCCUGUUUGCAGACUCCAUCAGUCCAGACCUGGCUUUCCAUUCACACUGUACAGAGAUCAGCAUGUCUCUCCAAAUGAUUAAUAAAGAUGUCUUAUUACCAAAGUCA